Molecule: messenger RNA, 3597 nt
Organism: Pygocentrus nattereri (red-bellied piranha)
Lineage: Eukaryota; Metazoa; Chordata; Actinopteri; Characiformes; Serrasalmidae
Exons: 27
Coding region: 1-3597 (1198 amino acids)
Biological process (GO): cell-matrix adhesion
Cellular component (GO): cell surface
Source: RefSeq, a predicted model, not a curated record
AUGGCAGUCAUUAGUCCAAACCAGUUUGCCUCCUUCUUUGACAUCGUCACUCCCAACAUCCUGCGGGAUGCAUCGCUGUACUCCACCGCGGUGAAGGAAGCUUUCCUCCAGGCGGCUCUGCUGAGAGGUGGGCUGUCCUCUGCAGCAGUUGCUGAUUCAGAAGUGCAGCAGUGGGUGACCGUUCGGCUCAGGCCGCUCCUCUCCAGCCUCUCCUCUGCAGAUGUAACACCAUACUUCAACAUCAUCAGAGGCAGGAGCUGCAACACCAGACAGACAGCAGUGAGCAGUUUGGACUCUGUGAGACCAUCUUUGAGCAGUGACACACAGACUCAAAUCUACAGCAACAUCCAGCAACUCCUUACGGGGCCAAAUGGUUUGGGCUGCUACAGUGGCGGGAGCUUCUAUGCCUUCCUCAAGAACUCAUUCCUCAGUUUUGGGUUUCCUGACCUGAGUACCUUUUUGUCCCUCAUCCCAGGCAGCCGACAGCAAGAGCUGUUGGGCUCCAUCUCUCCAGCAGAACUGAGCGUGUUUCUGAAUGGGCCGAACACAGUCAGGAACGGGUCAGACCUCUGCACGCUCCUCAACAACUACAACAGCACCAACCAGUACCUGCAGACGCAGCCAGUUGUAUCUGCAGCUGUGGGCAGACAGACGUUGGGGUGCGUUUGGUCUCGUGCUCUCAGCGCGUCGUCUCAGGAUGAGGUGGAUCAGUGGUUUAAUGUCAGACUGGCUCAGUACCUGCCCCUCCUCAGCUCUCAGCUCAUCAGCCCCACCCAGCUCAGUGGCGCCUCCUGCCUGUCAUACAGGAAACUGGUUUCAGUCCUGGGGAACAGCUAUAAUUACUCAGCCACGGAUUUCACUCCAGCUGUUGUGUACAGCUCUAUGAAGGCUUAUCUGAACAGCAGUGAUCGCUCUCCCCGCUGCUAUAACCCCACCGAUCCUCUUCUGAACUCCACUGCCUGGUUUGCCAAUAACAUUGGCUCCUUCAUCACCUUCAUCUCCCUCACUGACCUCCAGUCCUUCGUGUCAGACAGCAAGAUCGGUGUGUUCCUGGAAAACUCAGAGAAUAUUCGGCUGUUUAACAUCUCAAGAAUUUCAUCUGAUGUCACCACAUACUACGGCACGCAGCUAUACAUCCAGAAUCCAAACUACAACCCCCUCAGUUUGCCAGGUGUGCUCUUGUGUGGAGCUCCUGGCUCCAUAUUCGUGUCUCUUGGAGCUGCAGACAGCCAAGCCAUCCUUGAGAGUAUCAGAAUAUCCUGCCAACAAAUUAGUCCAGAGGUAACAGCAGCUCUUGUUGCAAACCUCCCUGCUUUGUCUACGAAUACCAUCCAGUCACUCGGCAACCAGAGCAUUGCUCUGACUGAGGGCCAGAUAAACAAUGCUAAACCCAGUGUCAUUAAUAGUACUCUGCCAGUACUGAGCAUCAUCACAGGCUGGAACCAGGGUCAGGUCAACAACAUCAUCCAGAGUGUCAUUACUGCAGGAUUUAAAAUCAACAGUGGCUCCUCCCUGGUGACCCUGGGCACACUCAUAGCAGGUGUUCCUUCAGCAGCCAUCUCCAGCAUCUCAUCCACUGAGCUUCUGACCGUGUCCCACAAUCCAACAUUCAUCAACAACAUUCUGUCAGCACCAGUGAUUCUGCAAGAAACAUACGUCCAGAAGAUUGUCUCUGUGGACCAGACUAAAGUGGUGGAGAAUGUCCCGGAUGCGUUGGCAGGGUAUAUCCCACCAGUGCUGCUGACGUCUCCCACCUCUGUUAAUGUUACUCUCAUCAACAAGAAGAGCUGGAGAGCAGAACAGGCGGUGGUGUUGUUCAGCUCAGUGGCCAGCGCCAGUGACAACACAGAAGAGCUGUCUGAAUCAAUACUGCAGGGAUUCACCUGCAGCUCGGUUCAGAAACUACCACGGUCAAAAGUCACACAGCUGGUGAGAGCCUGCAGACCACGUGCUGGCAGGAACAAGGUCUUCCUGAAAGAGCCUCAGCUGACCUGCAUGUACAACUACAUGAAAGACGAUUCAUCUCUGAACUUCACUGAUUUACCUGCUGACAUGCUUCUCUACUACAGCUAUGAGAAGGUGCAGAAGGUGAACUGCAGGUCGUAUUUCACAGCUCUGGGUGGAGCAGAUUUCUCGGUUCUUUCCAGCAUCCUCAACAGACAGUCAAUCUUAUUCCAGAAUGCACAGAACUGCCUGGGUAUAUCAGGUUUGAGUCUGAACAGCACUCAGGUGGAGGUUCUGGGUAAUAUGGCCUGCACACUGGACUCCACCUAUAUUCAGAACUCUGACCCACUCAUCCUGGAGAAACUGAAGAACUGUGGAGAUCUUUCUGACUCUCAGGUCACCGCCAUACAGACACUGCUCUACACUGGCAACACUACUUACGGUAAUCGCUCAUCAUGGAAUGUAGACACUCUGAACAAGCUGGGCAUCCUGCCCCUCUACCUCAAACGAGACUUCUGGAACCAGAUUAGCUCUACUACAAAGAAAACAUUCCUGAAGUCAUUCAUUCCAUUCCUGAGGAAGCAGAAGAUCCAGAUACUGAAGUUAAAGAGAUUCUUUACAGAAUUCAACAUUAAUUUCAAAGUCAGCGGCCGUGCGAUAACAGCAUGCACUACAGGCAACAUCACGGAGGCAACAAUUGCAGAUCCCUCGUUCCCUCUCGGCUAUGACUCCACCCAGUUUGAUGCUUGCCUGGAGAUUACCAUCUUGAAGGACAAUCUGGCAGCCAUCACUGACAAAGUGGUAGACACCAGCUUCCAGACAGUCAUUCUGAACAAACUAAACCAGCUCUACCCAUCAGGCCUUCCAGAAAGUGUGGUGCAGCUACUUGGCUCCACGUCUCGUGUGGCCACUGUUAGUGACAUCAGCAAGUGGAACAUCACCACAAUCGACACACUGUCCUCUCUGAUGAACUCAGAUAAUGGAGACUGGACCUCAGACCAGAGUAAAGCUGUGAUUAUGAAGUAUCUGAGUGUGCCUGGAAACGCUCUGGGAACUGAUGAGAUAAACGCAGUCGGCUCCAACCUCUGUUCUUUGGAUGUCAGCGUCCUCAAAACCAUCACUGCUGACAGCCUGAGGAAAGCAAACUCUGUGAAUGUAUCCUCGUGUUCCAUUGAUCAGAAAUCAGCUCUGUACAGCGUCGCCAACUCCUCAUUCAGCACUCAACGCAGCGACCCCACAGCGUUCUACCAGCUCAUCAGCUCUUACCUGGGUGGAGCUCCUGUGGAGGACAUACGAGCUCUUUCUACUCAGAACGUCAGCAUGGACAUCAGUACCUUCAUGAGUCUGAACCCUGCUGUGCUCAUGACCCUGAGUGUGACAACAGUGCGUGAUCUGCUGGGAAUGAAUCUGGACAGCCUGAAGCUGUUUGAGAACAGCACAGCCGUGCAGUCCUGGAUCUCUCAGCAGUACAAGACGGAGUUGGCCACCCUGAACAUCGGACUUGUGGGAGGCAAAGACGAUCCCGUCAGCUCUACAACUGCAGCCACUAAUGUUACGACACCACUGACUCAUGCCGCAAUCACUCAGACCAACUACACAGUCAAUGCUACAGCUCAGGGACUUCUGACCAUCACACUGCACACACUACAAUAA